GUGAUUUUUCCCGAGUUUCAUUUCAAAGUCACGAACCAAAUCACAAAUUCAUUUCAAAUUUUGAAAAUUUGAAAAGCCCGUUUGGCUCUAACAGAGUCUGUUAGGGUAAGCAAUCCCUUUUAUUUAUUUUUAUUGGCCUAACUAACUGAAACGAGGUCAUUUUGGCUUUGCUUAUUCCUUGGCGAAGUGGCUAUUGCUGGACCUCUUGUUUCGUAAUGUGAGAGGACCGCUCCUAAACGGUUCUUGUGAUGACUGUUUGUGCCCCUUAUCCGAAAAACUUUCCAUUGGUCCAUAGCGAUGGACAGCACCACCUACUGCGCUAUAUUAAAUUUUAAUGUCGUGUUUUCUGCUACAAGUGCUACGCAAAGGUUGUGGAACCUCCAAACAGUGCAUACUCAAAUUUCUUGGUUACAGCAAUUGAUGGAAACUCACAGAGCUCAUUGCCUGCUAUUGCCAUAUCCCGUCCAAGGUCACUUAAACCCAAUGCUCCAAUUUGCUAAGCGUUUGCAACAUGAGGGCGUCAAAAUCACGUUUGCUAUAACCAAGUUCUUGUUUGAAACCGUGGAUGAAGUCUCAGCUUCUAUCUCAGUGGAGACCAUCUCUGAUGGAUAUGAUGAGGGUGCAAAUGGAAUUGCAAUGGAAAUAUACUUUCCUAGGUUUCAAAAGGUUGGCUCAGAAACUCUGACUGAGCUAGUCUUGAAGCUUCAAGAUUCGGGCCGUCCUGUUGAUUGUAUCAUUUAUGAUGCAUUCUUGCCUUGGUGUCUAGAUGUAGCCAAGGAUCUUGGCGUACGUGCGGGUGUGUUCUUCACUCAAUCCUGUGCUGUCAAUAACAUCUACAACCAUGUCCACAAAGGACUUUUGAAGCUUCCUCUAGAGGAGAGUGGAGUGGACAUUCCCGGUUUGCCACCAUUAUUAGCUUCAGAUCUGCCCUCUUUUGUGUCUAAUCCUGGUCUAUAUCCAGCAAGUGCACAGAUGUUUGUACAUGACCAAAUCGAAAAUUUUGAAGAAGCUGACUGGAUCUUUUUCAACACAUUUUACGGGUUGGAGGAAGAGGUGAUUCACUGGAUGGCAAAAAUCCUACCGGUAAAGACAAUUGGACCAACUAUUCCAUCCAUGUACUUAGAAAAGCGCCUUGAAGAUGACAAGCAGUAUUGUCUCAAUCUUUUUAAGCCAAUGACUAAUGCUUGCAUGUCAUGGCUAAAUGAAAGGUCAAUCAGUUCAGUUGUUUAUGUAUCAUUUGGAAGUUUGGCAGAACUUGAAGUUAAGCAGAUGGAAGAAUUAGCAUGGGGCUUGAGAGCUAGCAGCUAUUAUUUUCUCUGGGUGGUUAGAGAAUCAGAGUCAAAGAAGCUGCCAAAAGACUUUGUUAAAGAAACAUUUGGCAAAGGACUAAUAAUCUCAUGGUGUCCUCAGCUUGACGUUUUAGCCCACAAAUCUAUAGGGUGCUUUAUAACUCAUUGUGGGUGGAAUUCAACAUUGGAGGCCUUAAGUUUGGGAGUCCCGAUGAUAGCAAUGCCACAAUGGACAGAUCAAAGCACAAAUGCCAAGUUUGUAAUGGACGUUUGGAAAAUGGGAAUCAAAGCUGGGCCAGAUGAAGCUGGAAUUGUCAGAAGAGAUGCGAUUAGUCAAUGCAUAAAGCUAGUGAUGGACGGGAAGAAAGGACAAGAGAUUAGUAAGCAUGCAAAAAAGUGGAAGGAUUUAGCACGACAGGCUUUUGAUGAAGGGGGAAGUUCAGACAAAAAUAUUAAAGACUUUGUCUCCAAAUUGAUUCAAUCUUGGAGAGAUUGAAACAGUGUAUUUUCUCUUCUUUUGGAUGGUGCUUUUUUGAAAGUUUGUAAUAAACUUUACUUCGCUUAUUGUAGAAUUUAUA
Coffea eugenioides is the source of this 1867-nucleotide messenger RNA. Its product is annotated as UDP-glycosyltransferase 74G1-like. The coding region runs from base 298 to 1785 and encodes 495 amino acids. The record is from RefSeq and is a predicted model, not a curated record. The transcript has 2 exons. NCBI's taxonomy places the organism in Eukaryota, Viridiplantae, Streptophyta, Magnoliopsida, Gentianales, Rubiaceae. Gene Ontology annotation, molecular function: UDP-glycosyltransferase activity.